This is a messenger RNA of Fusarium sp. VM40, 2172 nucleotides long. The record is from the annotation of a GenBank genome assembly. Lineage: Eukaryota; Fungi; Ascomycota; Sordariomycetes; Hypocreales; Nectriaceae.
AUGGCUGCUUUACAAGAUAGAUGGGUUCGCCACUUGAGGACUCGUGAGCGACAGGGCAAGACCGAGUUCCAAUCUAUAACUUGCGAUAUUUGCGGCUCUGAACUCAAGAGUAUAGAAGCAUGGCAAAAACACGCUCAGAGCGAUGAUGACCAUAAGCAAAAAUGGCCAACACCGCAAGCUGCGGAAUUAUACGUUCAAGGUGCCAAUAAACCCAAUAGCCAGGAUUCCAAUAAUCGGAAGAGGCGGGCAGACACAAAUAUCGGUAAUAGAACCACGGAGGAUCAAGUCACACCGGGAGCUCCAGACGAGGAGGCCCGAGACGCCGAUGAGCACCAAGCCAAGCGCCGGUCACCACCUCCGACCCCGACCCCGGCCGCCGGUAGCCCACAGGUCACCGUCAACCGUAGCCGUGCCCGCGUCGAGCCCCGGCACGACUUCGAGGCUCGGCCCCACAAGAAUACUUCUGGACGUCAACUUUGGUCAUCUGAAGAUGGUGUCCAGGGAAAGCCACAGCGCCAGGGGCGAGCUGUCUCUCUGAGUUCGCCCAGGCAAGGACCUACCAAAGCCAACCGGCCUACCCAACAAACCCAACCUACCACACAAGAAUCCCCUCAGCCUUCCUCCAAUGAUAAUGACUCCCCAUCCAAGAUGGUGCGCCAGCCAGAGACUAGACCAAUCUCACAAGAUCAGCUGGUGGCAGAAGUCAAGGGUAUAUAUGCAGGCUUGGUCAUGGUUGAGAAUAAAUGUAUCGAAGUUGAUACCGCACAAUCAUCCAACACUGAUGAGAACUCAAAGCUCAACAACGAACAAUGGCAGGCUUUGAUCGCACUACACCGAACACUUCUUCACGAGCAUCAUGAUUUCUUCCUUGCAAGUCAACACCCUUCUGCCAGUCCUGCUUUACGAAGAUUGGCUUCCAAAUACGCCAUGCCUGCUCGUAUGUGGCGCCACGGGAUUCACUCGUUCCUAGAACUGCUAAGACAUCGACUACCUGCCUCCUUGGAGCAUAUGCUCACUUUCUUAUACUUGGCUUAUAGUAUGACAGCUCUACUGUAUGAGACUGUGCCUGCUUUCGAGGAUACUUGGAUCGAGUGUCUUGGAGACCUCGGCCGAUACCGCAUGGCUAUUGAGGACGACGACAUUCGAGAUCGCGAGAUUUGGACCGGUGUGAGUCGCCAUUGGUAUAGCAAGGCAGCAGCGAAGUCACCUACCACGGGUAGACUCUAUCAUCACUUGGCUAUCCUUGCGCGCCCUAAUGUGCUUCAACAAUUGUUCUACUAUAGCAAGUCCCUUUGUGUUCCUAUUCCAUUCUCAAGUGCACGGGAAAGCAUCAUGACAUUGUUCGAUCCCGUGCUAGGCAAUGGUUCACUGCGCCUUGCCCCUGUUGAUGCUGCAUUUGUGCGUGCUCAUGGAAUCCUCUUCUCUGGGAAGUCCCGGGAUCAGCUUGAAGAGUCAAUGGAAACCUUCAUUGAACAAUUAGAUGGUCAUAUUGCACGCUCGACUAAGCGGUGGUUGGAAUCAGGGUACUAUAUCGGGAUUUCUCUAGCGUGUUCCCUACUUGGCUAUGGUUCUGAAUCUAAUGUCCUUAUAAGGGCCAUGUCCAAGAAGCCUGAAGAAGCCGAUGUUCCCAUGGACGGAAGCACGAUUUCAGAGGCCACCCCAGACGAGACGUUUACCCUUGCUCUUGAUUUUGCUAUAAGCACGAUCACAACUGUACUUCGCCGUUGGGGUGAUACUAAUACGUUGCCUUUCUUGCACACCAUCCUGGUGUUUAUAAACCACAUGAUUCGAUAUCCAGCGGCCAUUUCCCACUUGGAGAGAGUAUUUCCUUGGAAGCUUACUUCGCUUAUGCUUAAUUCUUUGUUGGUUUCUUGCGAGCCUGGAUAUGAAGUGCAAAGUCAGUUCCGUCUGCCCGAAAAGAACCAGGUCCCGCGCCCUUUGCCAGAAGAUUUUGCCAUGCGAGGUUUGCUUUACUCCGAGGACUAUUUCCCCAGCGACUGGUUCCGGAAUGACAAGAUUGACGAAGACGAGAAGUACUUUGAGUUAACCUCCAUGUCCGAAGAACGCAAGGACCGUAUUCUCUCCUUAGGAUGCCAAAUCGCAACCUCUAGUGACUGGCUGAUCUGGAAUCCCGAGGCUCGCCAAUUUUCAGUUCCAGCCAAGUACGAGUAA